AUGAAGUUCCUCAGCAACGACAUCAUCGCCAGCACUCUGCUGCUCCUCGCCGCCGUCGGCGAGGUUAGCGCUCAGUGCGCCCUCCCCACCACCUACAAGUGGAAGUCGAGCGGUCCUCUCGCCCAGCCCAAGAACGGCUUCAAGAACCUCAAGGACUUCACCGUCGCUCCCUACAACGGCCAGCAGCUCGUCUACGCCACUGCUUUCAGCACCUCCUGGAAGUCUGUCGGCUUCAGCCCCGUCUCUGACCUCAGCCAGCUCGGCUCUGCUACCCAGACUGCGAUGAGCGGCACUGCUGUUGCCCCUACCCUCUUCUACUUCAAGCCCAAGGGUAUCUGGAUUCUCGCUCACCAGUGGGGACCUCACAAGUUCUCCUACAGAACCUCCAACAACCCCACCAACGUCAACGGCUGGUCGCAGCCCCAGCCUUUGUUCACCGGCAGCAUCUCCGGUUCCAAGACUGGUCCUAUCGACCAGACUGUUAUCGGUGACAGCAAGAACAUGUACCUGUUCUUCGCUGGUGACAACGGCAAGAUCUACCGUUCCAGCAUGCCCAUUGGCAACUUCCCCGGCAGCUUCGGCGCCAACAGCCAGGUCGUCAUGUCCGACACCGUCGACAACCUCUUCGAGGCUGUCCAGGUCUACUCCAUCAAGGGCCAGAACAAGUACCUGAUGAUCGUCGAGGCCCAGAGCACCACCGGCCGCGGCCGCUACUUCCGCUCUUUCACCGCCAACAGCUUGGACGGCCAGUGGACCCCCAACGCUGCCACCGAGAACAACCCCUUCGCCGGCAAGGCCAACUCAGGAGCCACCUGGACCAACGACAUCUCCCACGGAGAGCUUGUCCGUACCGACAACGACCAGACCUUCCCCAUCGACCCUUGCAACCUUAAGAUGCUUUACCAGGGCCGCGACCCCAAGGCUCAGGCUCCCGAUUACGACAGCUGGCCAUACCGCCCUGGUAUGUUGACCCUCCAGCGAUAA
This is a messenger RNA of Fusarium coffeatum, 984 nucleotides long. RefSeq lists its product as uncharacterized. Lineage: Eukaryota; Fungi; Ascomycota; Sordariomycetes; Hypocreales; Nectriaceae. The coding region runs from base 1 to 984 and encodes 327 amino acids. The transcript has a single exon. Gene Ontology annotation, biological process: L-arabinose metabolic process. Gene Ontology annotation, molecular function: alpha-L-arabinofuranosidase activity. The record is from RefSeq and is a predicted model, not a curated record.